AUGGCCAUGGAAGAUAGAACUAUUAAUAUUGACGAAACAGAUAAUGAAUCAGAUUGUGAGGUACAUGAAAUACAAUGGAAACCAUGUCUUGAAAUGGAGUUUGAUUCUGAAAAUGCGGCUUAUGAUUUUUACAAUAAUUAUGGUGGUAGAGUCAGUUUUAGUAUUCGGAAGGAGUCCAAAAAUAAAAGUCAGAAGAAUGGAAAAAUGACAUCUAGGUUGUUUGUAUGUAGCAAUGAGGGUUUAAAAGUACACCUACAUGAUACCAUCGCAGCGAAAAAUCAGCUCAGUGCAAGGUAUUAUGUGGAGUUAGGUUGUGAUUUUGGAAUAGCAGUUCGUAAAGCCUUCGAAUUAAGCUCCAAACAAGUUAGAGGUAUAGAAGCAAUUGGCUACACCAAGGUUGAUGUACAAAAUUAUAUUAAGACAAGAGGCAGAAUGAGCUAG
Messenger RNA from Cornus florida, 441 nucleotides. Its product is annotated as protein FAR1-RELATED SEQUENCE 5-like. Lineage: Eukaryota; Viridiplantae; Streptophyta; Magnoliopsida; Cornales; Cornaceae. The record is from RefSeq and is a predicted model, not a curated record. The transcript is spliced from 2 exons. Bases 1 to 441 code for a protein of 146 amino acids.